AUGCAGACUGGAAAAGAAGAAGAGAUGGCUGAUGGUGAAAAGGCUGGCCCGCCGGCGCCCGUGGGAUUCUUCGACCCUGCACUGAAGGAAGUGCGCAAGCGCGUGUUCAUUCAAUGUGCCCGAACAAUUCUCAUUCUCUGCGUCUUUGUUUUGACCGUGCUCUCAAUCUUCUGGGGAUCUCAAUUCCUCACCGAAAGCAAAUUCCCCAAUCUCCAUGUUUGGGUCGUUGACUUUGAUGGCAAAGUCGAACCAUACAUCACCAAUGACGCAAUUGUCGGUCCAUCCGUCAUAAAUACCACGAAGAAGUAUGAAGCCUCAUCUAGCCUUCACCUGGGCUACCACAUCAAGUCCGCUUCAGACUUCAACAAUGACCCUUGGGCAGUCCGUCAAGCAAUCUAUGACGAACACGCCUACGCCGCCAUCAUAAUCAACCCAAACGCCACCUCCCUGCUCCGCGCUGCAAUCGCACAAGACAACACAACCUACGACCCAGCCGGCGCCAUCCAAAGCGUCAUCAUCUCCGCCCGCGAUGAAAACACAUACUACAGCUACGUCCUGCCGGACCUCACCAUCCUCCAGAGCCUCAUCCUAGCAGACUUCGGCCCACAGUGGGCCCGCACCCUAGUCUCCUCCUCCACAAACAUAUCCACCAUCCCGCCACAGGUAAUCAACCCAGGCAUCGCGUUCACGAACAUCGACCUCCGCCCCUUCGGGCCCGCCGUCAUCGCACCAGCCGUCACAAUCGGCCUCAUCUACCUGAUCAUCAUCUCCUUCUUCAAUUUCCCCUUCCUGAUGCCCAUCCAUGCGCAGUUCAUGAAGCCUGAUCCCAGCCACCCACCGCUCAAGGUUCCGCACUGGCUUCUCUGGCGCGCAUGCUGCAGUAUCACGGCUUACUUCUUCCUGUCGUUUUUCUACUCGCUUGUCUCGCUCGCGUACAAGAUUCCGUUCUCGAAUUCGCCGGCGCCUGAUACCUUGUCUGCUAAUAAUGCGAAUGCGUAUGGGCAUGGGUCGUUUGUGGUCUUUUGGAUGCUGAAUUGGGUCGGUAUGACGGCGUUGGGAUUCCCGUGUGAGAAUAUGGCUAUGGUUCUGGGCUUCCCGUGGAGUGCGUUCUUUUUGAUCUUUUGGGUCAUUACGAACGUGGCGACUGGGUUUUAUUCCUUGGAUCUGGCUUCGGAUUUCUUUAGAUGGGGAUAUGCGUGGCCUUUGCAUCGGAUUGUCGAGGCAUUGCGCACGAUUCUAUUUGGGACGACGUCGCGUAUUGGCUUGGACUUUGGAAUCCUGUUCGCGUGGAUUGCAGCGUCGUUGGCCUUCUACCCCUUUGCCACAUUAAUCAUGCGGUGGAAGAUGAAGCGCGGAAUGUGA
Messenger RNA from Penicillium verhagenii, 1362 nucleotides. Its product is annotated as SNG1 family protein. The record is from RefSeq and is a predicted model, not a curated record. The transcript is spliced from 3 exons. Gene Ontology annotation, cellular component: membrane. NCBI's taxonomy places the organism in Eukaryota, Fungi, Ascomycota, Eurotiomycetes, Eurotiales, Aspergillaceae. Bases 1 to 1362 code for a protein of 453 amino acids.